Molecule: messenger RNA, 7955 nt
Organism: Labrus bergylta (ballan wrasse)
Lineage: Eukaryota; Metazoa; Chordata; Actinopteri; Labriformes; Labridae
Source: RefSeq, a predicted model, not a curated record
UCGAGCGAGCGUCCAUGCUGGUGAUCCUGCUGAACUGCGUGACACUGGGCAUGUUUCAUCCCUGUGAGGACAUCGACUGUGACUCUGAGAGGUGCAAGAUCCUGCAGGACUUUGAUGACUUCAUCUUUGCGUUCUUUGCCAUUGAGAUGGUGAUCAAGAUGGUGGCUCUGGGGAUUUUUGGCAAGAAGUGUUACCUUGGAGACACGUGGAACCGCUUGGACUUCUUCAUAGUUGUGGCUGGGAUGUUGGAGUACUCACUCAACCUGCAGAAUGUCAGUUUUUCUGCAGUGAGGACGGUUCGUGUGCUGAGACCUCUGAGAGCCAUCAACAGAGUGCCUAGUAUGCGUAUCCUGGUGACUCUGCUGCUGGACACACUUCCCAUGCUGGGCAAUGUUCUGCUGCUCUGCUUCUUUGUCUUCUUCAUAUUUGGCAUUGUUGGCGUCCAGCUGUGGGCAGGCCUUCUAAGAAACCGCUGCUUUGUAGAAGACAACUUCUCCUUCCCUCUUUCUGUGCAGUUGGAAAAAUACUACCACACUGAAAAUGAUGACGAGAACCCAUUCAUCUGCUCCCAGCCCCGGGAAAAUGGCAUGAGGGACUGUGGCUCAGUGCCCAAGCUGUAUGAGGAGGGAGUCCUACAGUGCAACCUUGACAUGUACUCUUACAACAGCACUGACAACACUACAUGUGUCAACUGGAACCAGUACUACACCAACUGCUCUGCUGGUUUGGUCAACCCCUUCAAAGGAGCCAUCAACUUCGAUAACAUCUGCUACGCCUGGAUUGCCAUCUUUCAGGUGAUCACUCUUGAGGGCUGGGUGGACAUUAUGUACUUCGUGAUGGACGCUCACUCUUUCUACAACUUCAUCUACUUCAUCCUGCUCAUCAUCAUUGGCUCAUUCUUCAUGAUCAACUUGUGCCUAGUCGUCAUUGCAACCCAGUUCUCGGAGACCAAACAGAGGGAGAGUCAGCUGAUGAAGGAGCAGAGGGUGCGCUUCAUGUCCAACGCCAGCACUCUUGCCUCCCUCUCUGAGCCGGGCUCCUGUUACGAUGAACUCCUCAAGUACCUGGUUCACAUCAUUCGCAAGGGGGCCAGACAAGUGGCCCAUGUCUGCAGAUUCUUAGCUCGCCGUGCGGGGCUCAACAUCCCCGCCACACCCCCGCCAGCGGAGCCCCAACGAAGCCAGAGAAGGAGGAGGAAGUCAUCAAGGCAGGGAUCCCUGACCGCACAUCACAUGGUGCACCAUCAUCACCACCACCACCAUCACUACCACUUGAGGAAUGGCAGCGUAAGGAGCAGAGGGAGCAUCAGGUGUCUGGAGGGUAGAGAUUUAGAGGUUGGCGCUCAUAACAACAAUGGAGGGGCUCUUGCAGCAACUACCAGCACUGGGCAUCUUGCUUUGGCCUUGCCGUCUUCUGUGGCUGCAGCAACCUCUGAUACAAACCUGUCCACUUUGUCCAAUCCUGCUGCUGGAGCUGCUGAUUCUUCAGUGGUUCGCAGUGUACUCAACAUAGAAACUCUUCGUUGUACUCCCUCUCCCUCAAACCUGGGGACAUCCCUGGGCCCCUUCUCCUUGGCCCCAGCUCCCAUGUCCAGGAAUAUGAAGAGAAAUUCUGUGCCCUUUGCUGGCCCAGGUCCUAAGAACUACCCCACUCUGCAGGCUCGAGCUCUGGCGGAGUCUAGACGAGGGAGUGUUGCAGGCAGCACUCUGACCAAUUUCAGCUUCAACCUGAAUAUCCCACCCUUGCCCCUGGAGAGACGCCCAUCAAGCCUGGUGGAAACACACACUCCCACAGCCCAGCUUUCCUGCCAGCUGUCGGCUCGUGACCUCAGCACCAUCAGCAGUGCCAUGGACACAGCUGCUUUGACAUUGGACCCCGAGAGCUGCCCUUACUGCGCCAAAGCCCUCGCCAACGAUUCAGAGGGUGGCACCGAGGGCAACGAGACCCCCGGGGACUCAGACAGUGAGGGCCUGUAUGAGUUCACCCAGGAUCUCCACCACAGGGACAGGAGAGACAGCCGGCAGCCCAAAAAGAAGCGCCUGAGGCUGGGCAAAACUGCGGCCAAGGUUGUUCGCUUUUGGAGGCUGGUUUGCGACACGUUCAGGAAGAUUGUGGAUAGCAAAUACUUUGGACGAGGGAUUAUGAUUGCCAUUCUGAUCAACACGCUAAGCAUGGGGAUCGAGUACCAUGAGCAGCCUGACGAGUUGACCAAUGCCUUGGAGAUCAGUAACAUUGUGUUCACCAGCCUGUUCGCUCUGGAGAUGCUACUGAAGGUUCUAGUCUACGGACCCUUUGGCUACAUCAAGAAUCCCUACAACAUCUUUGACGGUAUCAUCGUGGUCAUCAGUGUUUGGGAGAUUGUGGGUCAGCAGGGUGGUGGUCUUUCAGUGCUGAGGACCUUCCGGCUGAUGCGGGUGCUGAAGCUGGUCCGUUUCAUGCCCGCCCUGCAGAGGCAGCUGGUGGUGCUGAUGAAGACCAUGGACAACGUGGCCACCUUCUGCAUGCUGCUCAUGCUCUUUAUUUUCAUCUUCAGUAUCCUCGGGAUGCAUCUGUUUGGAUGUAAGUUUGGGUCAGAGAGGGAUGGAGACACUCUACCAGACAGGAAAAACUUUGAUUCUCUUCUCUGGGCCAUAGUGACUGUCUUCCAGAUUCUAACACAGGAGGACUGGAACAAGGUACUUUACAAUGGCAUGGCGUCCACCUCCCCAGUGGCUGCCCUCUACUUCAUUGCGCUCAUGACCUUCGGCAACUACGUCCUCUUCAACUUGCUGGUGGCCAUCUUGGUUGAAGGUUUCCAGACAGAGGAAGUGACCAAGCGGGAGGACUUGCAUGUCCAGCCGAGCCUGAUUCAGCUGCCUGUAGAGUCAGGGGGAGAUGCUUCUAAAUCAGGUUCUGAGAUUGAUUCCUGUGCACGAAGUAUGGAGGAUGUCAACGGCAGCAAGAAGGAUUUAUCAGCGUCUGCAGUAGUGCCAGUAAACGGUCAUGUGGACCUGAAGACCAGCCUGACUCCACCUUUAAUUACCCACACGGCUGCCACGCCAAUGCCCGUACCCAAGUUGCCUGUCGGAGGUGAACCCGCCGUGGGCUUCGAUUCCCGCCGAGGGAGCAACAUCUCCGUAGACCCAGCGAGCUAUGAAAGAUCACCGACCAGUGCCCGAAGCGUCUCCCCCUAUGCCCUGUGGAGUUCUGGCAGCGGCAGGACCAGUCGCCGGUCCAGCUGGAACAGCCUGAGUCGUGCCCCUUCACUCAAACGACAGAAGCGGCAGUCGGGGGAGCGGCGAUCCCUCCUCUCUGGGGAGGGUGGCUCCAGCUCGGAGGAAGGGGAAGGAGGAGGAGGAGAAGAAGGAGGAGGAGGAGGAGGUGGGUUGAUGGAUGAAGAUGAUGCCUCUCUGGCCAGGACGGACUCCCUGUCCCAGUCACAGAGAGGACCCCGACAUCGGAGGAUGGAGUCAGUGGAGACUCGGAGCUCCAUGGAAUUGCCUCCUGAUGCUCUGCUGCAGGUGCCAUACCUGUACCGCUCAGCCAGCAUGCACAGCUCCAGACCCCCCUCACUGGGCCACUUGCUGCCCCCGGAGCAUCGCGACUGCAACGGGAAGGGCUCUCCAUCAGUCCUGGGCCCCACUCAUGUCUCUCUGGAGGACAACACUGAGGAAGAGAAUGCAGAGGAGGAGGCCAACGUGGGUCGUGUUGCCAGGAUGUUUCACUGGCUGGAGAAGAAACAGCCGGAGUGGUGUCGACAGAGGGACACCUGGUCCCUCUACCUCUUCCCUCCAGAGUUGAGGUUUCGGAUCGUGUGCAAUAAGAUCAUCAACCACAAGAUGUUUGACCACAUUGUGUUGAUCAUCAUCUUCCUAAACUGCAUCACGAUCGCCAUGGAGCGGCCUCACAUCGAGUCCGGCAGUGCUGAGCGGAUCUUCCUCACAUUGUCCAACUACAUUUUCACCGCAAUCUUUGUGGCCGAGAUGACUAUUAAGAUUAUAGCUUUGGGCUGGUGUUUCGGGGACAAGUCCUACCUGAGGAGCAGCUGGAACAUUCUGGAUGGGAUGUUGGUGAUGAUUUCCGUUAUUGACAUCCUGGUGUCGCUCAUCUCCAAUUCUGGUACAAAGAUCCUGGGCAUGCUCAGAGUGCUGAGGCUCCUAAGGACCCUGAGGCCGCUACGUGUGAUUAGCAGAGCCCCAGGCCUGAAGCUGGUGGUCGAGACCCUGAUGUCAUCACUGAAGCCCAUCGGUAACAUUGUGGUCAUCUGCUGCGCCUUCUUCAUUAUCUUUGGCAUCCUGGGAGUACAGCUCUUCAAGGGGAAGUUCUUUGUUUGUCAAGGGGAAGGUAGGAACAUAACCAACAAGUCAGACUGCUUACUCAACAGCCACAGAUGGGUCAGACACAAGUACAACUUUGACAACCUCGGACAGGCCUUGAUGUCUCUGUUUGUUUUGGCAUCGAAAGAUGGCUGGGUGGAUAUCAUGUAUGACGGUCUAGAUGCUGUAGGAGUUGACCAGCAGCCGAUAAUGAACUACAACCCGUGGAUGCUGCUCUACUUCAUCUCCUUCCUGCUGAUUGUGGCUUUCUUCGUACUCAACAUGUUCGUCGGUGUUGUGGUGGAGAACUUCCACAAGUGCCGGCGCCACCAGGAGGCCGAGGAAGCCAAGCGCAGGGAGGAGAAGAGACUGAAACGCAUGGAGAAAAAGAGAAGGAAAGCUCAGAGUAAACCCUACUACUCAGAUUACUCCCCCACCCGCCUGCUCAUCCACAAGAUGUGCACCAGCCACUACCUGGACCUGUUUAUCACUAUCGUCAUUGGCCUCAACGUCAUCACCAUGUCCAUGGAGCACUACCAGCAGCCCAAGGAGUUGGAUGAGGCGUUGAAGAUCUGUAAUUAUAUCUUCACCCUCAUCUUUGUUCUGGAGUCUGUCUUCAAGCUGGUAGCUUUCGGCUUCCGACGCUUCUUCAAGGACAAGUGGAACCAGCUGGAUCUGGCCAUAGUGCUGCUGUCCAUCAUGGGCAUCACUCUGGAGGAGAUUGAGGUCAACGCUUCUCUGCCCAUCAACCCCACCAUCAUCCGCAUCAUGAGAGUGUUGAGGAUUGCACGUGUACUGAAGCUCUUGAAGAUGGCUGUCGGGAUGAGAGCUUUGCUCGACACCGUUAUGCAAGCCCUGCCCCAGGUGGGGAAUCUGGGUCUUCUCUUCAUGCUUCUGUUCUUUAUCUUCGCAGCACUGGGAGUGGAGCUGUUUGGUGACUUGAUUUGUGAUGAGCUUCACCCAUGUGAAGGUUUAGGGCGCUAUGCUACAUUCAAAAACUUUGGGAUGGCAUUUCUGCUGCUCUUCAGGGUUUCCACUGGAGACAACUGGAAUGGCAUAAUGAAGGACACGUUGAGAGACUGUGCAAACGAAUCCGGUACCUGCUACAACACUGUGGUCUCUCCUCUCUACUUUGUCUCCUUCGUUUUGACUGCUCAAUUCGUGCUGGUGAACGUCGUCAUCGCUGUCCUGAUGAAGCACCUGGAGGAGAGCAACAAGGAAGCCAAGGAAGAGGCCGAGCUGGAGGCCGAGCUGGAGCUGGAGAACAGACUCGCGAUGGACGGGGGAGACGCGAUGAUGAGGUCGCCCCAGCUUAACCCUCUGGCACUGGGCAUGGACAGGUCCAGCUCUGGGGGUUCCCCCUCGAGGUCCACAGGAGGAGGGGACAGGGAGCAGGACAGGGAUGGUCCCAUGGACUCACCCACUGCUAAUAUACCCAGAGACCCAGUAAACAUUACAGCAGAUUCCCCUUCAUGCCUAGAGCACCAACCAGAGUUUGUCCAACGGAGGGCGCUGUUUGACUCGAUUUCCCUGGUCAUCCAGGGUUCAAUGGAGGGAGAGUUGAGUUUGAUGGACAACCUGUCCGGCUCAAUCUGCCACUACUACGCACUGCCCCCCAUGCCGAGCAAGCACAGCACCGACAAGAAGAUCCCUCUAGCGGAGAUGGAAGCUCUGUCUCUGGCCUCUGAGAAAUCGUGGUCCCUAGCUCUGACAGACGACUCGGCCCCCGAUGAUUUUAACCCCUUCUUUCUAACCAGUCUGGAAUGCAAUGUACUGACAGUUCAUCUCUUUCUCUUUCUCCACCUGUCUUUCUCCUCUUGCCCUCUGCAGUAUCUUGCAGUUUGUCCUUUCCCAGGGCACUUCCAAAGCCUCUUGUCCUUCCACGACUCUCACAAACAGAAUUACUACAGACUCAGGGUGAACCAGUGGGUGCUUACUUCUCAUUUGCAGUUUUACUCCCAGCACAAUAAAAAUAAAUUAAAGCAGAUGCAGUAUGUUUACAUUACAAAGGAUCCCAUGACUACUUAUUGCGUUUCUCCUAUGAAUUGACACAGAAAAUUAUUCCCUUACUUCAGUUCUGCCCAGGUCAAAUAGCGUCAUCUCUUUUUAUCUUAUUGUAUUCUCACGUCACUGUUUUUUUUUUAACUGUCACGAGUGCAUUUUUGGCUAAAAAAUGUCCUUUAAAGAAAUUUAAAAAAUACUGUCCCAUAGACUUCAAACCAGAGGUUUGUUGGUCAAUGGCUCAGUAAUGACAAAUGUAUCACACGCAUAAGUAUAAAUAAAACUAGAUACUUCGGAUGGUCUCACUAUAUAGCAGCCUCUGCCAUCAGUGUGAGAAUGUGUAGAAGACUAGAAAACUGCUAUACAAGCUCAAAUCCAUUUACCAUUUAGAUUCAAUAGUUUUCUAUAGUAUUGUAAUGUUAACAAAGAAAGGUGCAUGUUAACAACUUUGGAGUCCAUGAUUAAAGCUUAGCUUACUAAGUUCAAUAACUUGACUUUAAAAACAUAACAGAACCAAAUAAAAAUAGGUCUUACCCUGUAAACGUAUACAUGAAUGCAUCUACAAAUCCAGAUUUGACUGACAGGAAAUGAGUUAGAAAAUAAUAUAUUACAAUUCUUCCACCACUGUCGAGGGUAAACCACCAUUAAAAAUGAGGGCUAUAAAGUUUCAAAUUUUUAGAAGUACAUUGUAUGCCACUUGGCAAACAUUUGCAUUAAGAGGGCAUGGUAUGACCACAUUGACAACCUCUAAAUGUUUUGAUUUGAACUUUGAUAGAGCUGCUUGGAUGACACUUAUAGUGCUCUUAUUUACCACCUCUACCAUUAAUCCCUGUUGCCAGGGCACAUUGUCAUGCAUUGGCUUUGGAUUAAUCCAUACCUAGAGAUCAUGCCUUUGUCAUUGAGGUAAAGGACAUCUCCGUCCAAAUUGAAAAUGAAUUGAAUGUCAUCUGGUUGUCUGCGUAUAAUUAACAACCACUUUUGCUCAUUAAGAUCGCAUCACAUCCAUGAGUUAUCAUGUCUCCACCCAAAGAGGGUCACAGUAACCUUGGCCAUUGCUGCACCAUCAGGCUUGUGAUGCAGAAAGGUAUUGUUAAGUUAUAUCAUUGAUCUCAGGACCAGAGAUCCUCAGCCAACACAUGACAUGAAAUCACUGUUAACUGGAUUGUGCUGGGAGAAUGUUAAAGAAAAGGAAGAGACAAAAGAGGGAGAGGAGGGCAAGAGGCGCUGAAAGACCCUGUUGAAUCUAAUCAUGUGCCCUCCAACUUUCUCAUUCCACCUUUCCAGCCUAAUGUGUGUUACUCUGCAGUCCAGUCCAGUCCAGUCCAGUCCAGUAGAGUAGUGCGCCUCCUUCCAGUUUACAGUUUUCUCUCCGUCGUCUCUUCUCCUCUCUCUUAUUAUUUUCUCCUGUCUCUCUCUUUACUCUUUAAUUCUUCAGCUCUUUCUCUCUCUGUCCCUUUCCUUCUUCCUUUCCUCCGUUUUCUGUCUUUUCCUCUGUGCUUUACAUGUUAGUCCAAGUCUUCUCUCACUGUCCUUCCCAACCUGACUUGUUUUGUGUUCAAUUGUCUUCUGUCCUCGGCAUUGUCGUGGUUUGAAGUCCUCUCUUAAUUGUCGUGUUUGAAACCUGGUUGGAGCUCCAGGUGUUCUGGGAUGAAUGGUUUG